Andrographis paniculata is the source of this 877-nucleotide messenger RNA. Its product is annotated as ethylene-responsive transcription factor ERF027-like. The record is from RefSeq and is a predicted model, not a curated record. The transcript has a single exon. Gene Ontology annotation, biological process: regulation of DNA-templated transcription. Gene Ontology annotation, molecular function: DNA binding; DNA-binding transcription factor activity. The coding region runs from base 46 to 738 and encodes 230 amino acids. Lineage: Eukaryota; Viridiplantae; Streptophyta; Magnoliopsida; Lamiales; Acanthaceae.
UAUAUAUCUUCCAAUUUUAUAUAUACUAACAAUCUGUAUCUAUAUAUGUCUGAAUCUUCCAUUCAAUUACAUUCAAAUUCUUCUUCACCAAUUGACGAUCAGCCGCCAUUGCCGCCGCCGGAUUUUAAAUCAACGGCCAGGAUUGAUCAAUCGCCUAAAAUCAAGAUCAAUAAAAUCUCCACUAAGAUGAGCUCCGGCGGCCGGUCCGGCGGCGGAAGACAUCCGGUGUACCGGGGAAUUCGGAGCCGGAGCGGAAAAUGGGUGUCGGAAAUUCGAGAGCCGAGGAAGACGACGAGGAUAUGGCUGGGGACUUACCGGUCGCCGGAGAUGGCCGCCGCCGCCUACGACGUGGCGGCGGCGGCGCUGAAGGGGAGUGACGUGGCAUUGAAUUUCCCGGGCCACGUGGGGCUGUUUCCCGCGCCGUCGUCACCUUCGCCGUCGGACAUUCGGAGAGCCGCCGCCGGCGCGGCGGAGAUGAUGCGGCGGGCGGAAGAGGAAACGGCGGCUGCGGAGGAGGAGCGGCAGGAAGAUCGGACGGCUGAUAAUUGCGAUGAUGAGAGUUUGAUGAACGGUGAGGAUCGUUUGGAGUUUGUAGAUGAGGAGGCAUUGUUUCAUAUGCCGAAUCUUCUUAUGGAUAUGGCCAAGGGCAUGCUCGUUAGCCCGCCCAGGAUUGAAUCUCCGCCGUCCGAUGAACCAUCCAACGGCUCCGAUUGCGGGAAGCUCUGGAGCUACUUUUAACGCCUAACCAUAAUCACAUAUAUAUAUAUAUUGAAAGUAAUUAAGAAAAAAUUGUGUGUAUGUGUUAAUUUUCUUUUUAUUAUUAUUUUUUAAAAUUACUUAUAACCCACACUUUUGAAAAGUCUACACCAAUUUCUUU